AUGUUCCUCAAUAAUAAUAAUAAUAAAAACAAUCAUCAACAAACAUUAAACAACAAUACAGUUCAAAUACCAUCAUUGAAUUCUAUUUCAAAAGAAUUCGAAGCACUUAAAUGUAUACCAAUACAACAAGAAACAUUAUUCAAUGACAUGUUUGUACAAUAUUAUCAAUGUUCAAAUAAUAAUAAUAGAGUUAAUCUAAAUGUUAAAGUAGAAAUUACACAAAAUUUAGCACCGAUAAAACAUUUACGAUGA
Molecule: messenger RNA, 252 nt
Organism: Adineta steineri
Lineage: Eukaryota; Metazoa; Rotifera; Eurotatoria; Adinetida; Adinetidae
Source: the annotation of a GenBank genome assembly